Molecule: messenger RNA, 1008 nt
Organism: Cajanus cajan (pigeon pea)
Lineage: Eukaryota; Viridiplantae; Streptophyta; Magnoliopsida; Fabales; Fabaceae
Product: small ribosomal subunit protein uS19m
Biological process (GO): translation; ribosomal small subunit assembly
Cellular component (GO): ribosome; mitochondrial small ribosomal subunit
Molecular function (GO): RNA binding; structural constituent of ribosome
Source: RefSeq, a predicted model, not a curated record
AAAAGCCCAGCCCAUGAAUGUGACAAAGGAUGGACGGAGACUUACUGGGUUAGGCGUUUCCUCUUUAGGGUUCUAUUCUGCAGUUCAGCACUUCGCCUCUUCGUCUUCGUGAUUCGUCAUUACUGGGUUAGGCGUUCAACGCACACGCACCGGAAAAAUGAGGCCCACAAUGAUGCUUAGGGCUCUGAAUAAGCAGUUUCUUGGAAUGGUUGGCGAUGCAGCAAAUACUGUCACUAAGAAGCCUCCCCCACCUCCUCUGGUGUCACGCAAACCAGCGUUCAUUGAUGCAUUCUUGUACAAGAUGAAGAAGAACCCAAAUCUUUUGUCAAACAAGACCAUUUGGUCACGUAGAUCCACUAUCUUGCCAGAAUUUGUUGAUACCAGUGUCAAGAUUUACAAUGGAAAAACCACUAUUCGUUGUAAGAUUACCGAGGGAAAAGUGGGUCAUAAGUUUGGAGAGUUUGCUCUCACUAGGAAACGCAAAACCAGAGAACAAGCCAAUGCCAAAAAUGUUAAACAACUUAAGAAAAAGAAGUGAUUUUAUUUUGGACAAAAAAAUAAUUUCAUGGGUCUUUUAUCUUCUGCAACUAUAUACAGCAAUCUGGUUGUUUCUUAGGUUCUCUAGAUUGCUCUUGAAGACCCAACAGGUUUCCCUGAUAGAAUAUUGUCUACGAGGAUCUUCCUGAAAUUUGGCGGUGGUUCCUGUUGAAUUGGUUCUUUGACUAUCUGAACUUUUCAUUUCGUAUAUAAUUUAACUUCUGAAUGAUAGAUCAAUUUAUGUUUAUCACUUGAUUUGAUAGGACCUGGAUUUUAUAGUUGCCUCUGUUUAUGCUGAAUGCCCCUGAAUUGCAUAGGAUGUCAUCAUCAUGGCCAGGAACUUUGCAUGAUUUUGGAAUGCUCCACUGUGGGUGUCCUUUACAGUAAGAGGAAAUAAAUGAAAGAAAAUUGUAGUGAUGUUUUUAUGAAAUUUUAUAUCGUGAAUAAAUGAUAUAGGGUGGUUUAUUUUUA